Molecule: messenger RNA, 1071 nt
Organism: Rangifer tarandus platyrhynchus (Svalbard reindeer)
Lineage: Eukaryota; Metazoa; Chordata; Mammalia; Artiodactyla; Cervidae
Source: the annotation of a GenBank genome assembly
AUGAAGAUGUCAAGUUGCUCAGGCUCCUGGCUCUCCAGAUGCUUCAUCACACUGGUCUUCCUCCAGCUGCCUUUGCACAUGUCAGCCGAAUCUCCAGGGAGCUUCUCACCAUCAGUGGUGGCUCUUGCUGUGAUCCUACCUGUCCUGGGGAUUUUCAUCAUGGUGGGCAUUUACAUCAUCUGGAAGCAAAGAAGGUCAAAAGAGAGGCUUCUCUAUGAACAUGCGAUGGAGGUAGAAAAUCUUCUCUCAGACCAUGCGAAAGAAAAAGGUAAUUAUAUAAAACUCAUUCUCUGUGUUUCUUCUUUUGUAGAGUUAAAAAGAGCUGCAGCAAACUCAGGCUGGAGAAGGGCCCGGCUGCACUUUGUGACUGUGACCCUGGACCCAGACACAGCGCAUCCCAAACUCAUCCUGUCUGAGGACCGCAAGUGUGUGAAGCUUGGAGACAUAAGGCAGCCUGUGCCCGACAAUCCCGAGCGAUUUGACUUCGUUGUCAGCGUCCUGGGCUCCGAGUACUUCGUAGCUGGCUGUCACUACUGGGAGGUGUCUGUGGCAGACAAGACCAAAUGGGCCCUGGGGGUGUGUAGUGAGUCAGUGAGCAGGAAGGGGAAGGUCACUGCCUCGCCCGCCAACGGACACUGGCUCCUGCGACAGAAUCACGGGAAUGAGUAUGAGGCCCUCACAUCCCCGCAGACCUCCUUCCGCCUGAAGGAGCCCCCGAGGUGUGUGGGGAUUUUUCUGGACUAUGAAGCAGGAGUCAUCUCCUUCUACAAUGUGACCAACCAGUCCCACAUCUUUACUUUCACCCACAGUUUCUCCGGCCCCCUCCGCCCUUUCUUUGAACCUUGCCUUCAUGAUGGAGGGAAAAACACAGCACCUCUAAUUAUCUGUUCUGAACUCCAGAAACCAGAGACAGAAGAAAGAGGCCAGGCUAAUGGAGAUGUGGCCCUGCAGGUGGACCCUUUCUUGCUCCCUGCUCAGGCAUCAGAGCUCGCCCCACUCAGGGAUAUGAUCCUGUCCUGGUCCUCUGACCUUGGGCCAGCCCUCCAGGGGCUCAAGGUUCCUUCUUUUUAG